Messenger RNA from Guillardia theta CCMP2712, 828 nucleotides. RefSeq lists its product as hypothetical. The transcript is spliced from 6 exons. The record is from RefSeq and is a predicted model, not a curated record. Bases 1 to 828 code for a protein of 275 amino acids. NCBI's taxonomy places the organism in Eukaryota, Cryptophyceae, Pyrenomonadales, Geminigeraceae.
AUGGCGACUAUGACGCCAGAUGGAGAGAUGCAGCUGACUGAGGAGGAGUGUGAGAAGCUGAGCCUUCCUCCCAACUCUGUCAUCCCAGCCAACAGCGUCGACGAGGUCAAGCAGAAGUUGCAGGACAUCGCGGACGACGAGAUCCGCAAACUCGCCCGUCAGAUUGGCACCAAGCCAGCCGAAGAGCCGUAUCCUGGUUACUACGAGGACGUUCAGCGUCUUGGACUCGAGGACGACUUCUUGAAGAUCUCCUCAGUCAACCCAGCGUCGCUCUACGGACCUGGCGGCAAGCCAUAUGCGCCAUGGAUGGUCGGAAAGGUCAAUGAGGGGCCGUCGAAGAAGCGAGUGGACAAGCGUUCCAAGGAGGACAGGGAGUUCGACUUCACAGCGAGAGGUCAGGAGCUGGGAGGAGCAGGAGGAGGAGGAUUCCAGGCUGCCCUGCUUGGAGACGAGGUCAAGCUCACGUUCACUGUGGGAGAGGAGGCGAACAGCAAGGGCUACGUCAUCACCAAGAGACCGGGAGGAUCUGCCGACGACGCGUACCAGCUGGUUGCGGACUACCUCACUCCUGGAGCGAACCUUGCUGCUGGACAGCUCAACGGCAAGUACAGCUACGUGGAUGGUGCUUCUAGCCCCGGGGUGUGGGUGUACAGAGUGCAGGAGGAGGAUGUGAGCGGAAAGAAGACUGUACUCUCGCAGACCAUCAUUGACAUCCCCUCGAACACCGACAAGGUCAAGGCGCUGGUUGCUGCUGCUGUGCUCGGCGGUGCCCUCACCUUCCUCACCUUCCUCGGAGUUUCCAUGGACCCUCAAAACGGCAUCAACUAG